GCCGAAGAUGACAUCAUCCACUCAAGAUCUAUCGUUGGAGAGAGGAUGAGCUCAUCGCUUGGAAGUCAGUUAGUGCGCGCAGAGUGAGGACAGAGGACAGUCUGCAGCUGCUGUGGGAUUCUACAGGAAUAUAUCCAACACUUACAAUAUGGGUUUGUCCCGGGAGAGGGACGCGGAGACCCCCCUGUCACUCAUCCUGCCGCGGCUCUACCUGGGGGCGCAGAGGGACGUGACGCAGGAGCGGCUGGCCUCUCUGGGGAUAUCCUAUAUAGUGAGUGUGACCCGCUGCAGCCCCGAGCCGUCCUUCCUGCCCCGCUCCAGAUGUCUCCGGGUCCCCAUCGAUGACUCUCUGCGGGCUGACUUGCUGCCCUGGAUCCCCCAGGCUCUAGUCUUCAUCGACGCAGCGAUGUCCUCCGGAGCCUCUGUGUUGGUUCACUGUGCGGCGGGAAUCUCCCGCUCCCCCGCUCUGGCUGUGGCCUACAUCAUGUACAGCCCGGGGAUGGACCUGGACCAGGCCUACAGGUUUGUGAAAGAGCGCCGGCCCUCCAUUUCCCCCAACUUCAACUUCCUGGGUCAGCUGCAGCACUUCCAGCGCACUCUGAGCCAGCAGCAGCCGGACCCUCAUCUGCCCUCAGCAGAGGAGCAGGGGCCACACAGAGACAGAGACUCAGCAGAGGAGCAGGGGCCACACAGAGACUCAGCAGAGGAGCAGGGGCCACACAGAGACAGACCCCCGCAGAGGCCCUCACACUCACAGCUGUCAGGGACACUUGACACUUUUAAUUUGACUCUUAAUCAAACUCAGCAGCAAGUCCACAGGCCAGGUGAGGGUCCAUCUGUAAGCCCCUGUGAGCCUGUCACACCUGCAGUAAAGCCCACAACACUACAACUCCCAGCAGCCUCUGCUUCUCUAUUAGAGAAACGCAAAAGCCUCACCCUCCGUCUCACCCCUUUGGGCUCCCCAGCAAGUUGCAGCCAGCAAGCAAAGUGCAGCUCCACACCUCAAACUUUCCACAGCAGUGAGCUGGGUACCACACGGCCCCCCAGGCACAGGGAGCAGGCCCCCCCCCCCUCAAAGUGCAGCACAUCAGAGAUGAAGGAGCAGGGGCUGCUGACCCCCUUCAGCCUCACCCUCAACAAGCUGCUGGGCUGGGGGGAGAGGAUCCUGCUGGGGGGGCUGUUUGUCCCCCCUGUUAAGAUGGGACAGCCUGCGCUGCCGUACAGGUGCUGAGGGUGCUGUUUCUGUUUGUGUUUGUGUCAGCAUGUUUGUCAGAUUAAAGCAAACCACCUGCAGGAGAUCUGAGAGAACUCCUGUCUCCUAUUUAUUUAUUGCAGAACUGAAAAUAAGGAUUAUACUAUACUAAUAAUAAACACCUACACAGUUGCAUCAUGUUGGCAAAAUGUGACCUUGAUAAGAUUCAUUUAUGUAAAAAGACUUGCUGCCCACUUGCGUGAGAUGUGUUUACUGAUGAUGAUUAAACAUGAUAU
Molecule: messenger RNA, 1488 nt
Organism: Trematomus bernacchii (emerald rockcod)
Lineage: Eukaryota; Metazoa; Chordata; Actinopteri; Perciformes; Nototheniidae
Product: dual specificity protein phosphatase 8
Exons: 5
Coding region: 149-1231 (360 amino acids)
Biological process (GO): negative regulation of MAPK cascade; protein dephosphorylation
Cellular component (GO): cytoplasm
Molecular function (GO): protein tyrosine/threonine phosphatase activity; MAP kinase tyrosine/serine/threonine phosphatase activity
Source: RefSeq, a predicted model, not a curated record